Molecule: messenger RNA, 4895 nt
Organism: Gryllus bimaculatus (two-spotted cricket)
Lineage: Eukaryota; Metazoa; Arthropoda; Insecta; Orthoptera; Gryllidae
Source: the annotation of a GenBank genome assembly
AUGAGCGGCUUCCGCAGCCUGGGCGACGAGGAGCCCGUGGAGUUCGAGUGCCAGCUGUCCGGCAAGGGCCUGGAGGCGACGGCCGUGACGGGCCCCCAGGGCGCCGACUGCUGCGGCUCGCACCGCCGCCCGGCCUCCAAGAAACGAUACAGGAAGAUCAGGUGCUACAACUGUGGCGAAUUCGCGAACCACAUCGCUGCCAAGUGCAGCAUGGGCCCGCAACCGAAGCGCUGCCACCACUGCAAGUCGGAGGAGCACCUCAUCGCCGACUGCCCCACGCGCCCCGAGCGCGCCCGGAAGGCGGGGGCGGGCGCGGGCGCGGGCUCCGCGGAGGGCGACGCGGAGGGCGAGGGGCCCCCCUCCCCCAGCCCGGCGCCCGAAGGCAGCGGCGAGUAACCUCCCCGCGGCCCGCGCCCAGCAGCGCCUUCAAAUCGGCGCACAAGCUAACGAGCCACGAUCCGCAGCACAACAGCUCCCGAGACGCAAGGGACGCCCCGACGCACGCUCUCUCUCUCUCUCUCAAGUACAAAGGCACGCACCAAGAAACAACUACGAAACAAAAUGGGAGUAUAUUAUUUUUCUCUUUUUCAAAUGUAUAGACGUGAACCCCGACGGGCAAUAAGUCUGUCUGUAGAAAUGAAACUAAAAGGGAUGAGAAAUAUAACAUCCUAGUAUUUAUUUAUUUUAAGAUAUAUGAUUGUUUUUUAUAAAUUGUUGAACCAAAGAAUAUUUUAAAUUAUUUUUCAUAACAUGGAAACCAAUGUUAUGAAAAAAUGUUUCAAAUAUGUCUACAAAUGGAAUUUAAUUUUUUAAUAUUCAACAGAUUUUUUUUUCUUAAAACAACAUCUUUUGGAGUAAUAUGUGCAAUGAAUUUGGAGCAAAACUACAUCUACGAUAUUUUUAACAAAUGAUGUACAUUAUAUUUUAGAAAUACUUUGACGUCCUUCACAAUGAGAGUAAAUUCGUCAACUAGACACAAUGACUGGAUUAAUAAUGAUUUUAUUAUUAUUAUGAUUAUUGUUAUUAUAUUUUAUUAUUAUUAUUAUUAUUAUUAUUAUUAUUAUUAUUAUUAUUAUUAUUAUUAUUAUUAUUUCAAUUCACAAUUCUGUGUUUUCAAUUGAACUGCACAUUCUUAUCUCCCAUUCAACAAUAUUUUACACAUUCUUCAGUCAGUUCAUAUUUUGUAUUUUCCUUCAGCUUUGAAAUUCAUUUCUCUCUUUCUCUCAUUGUGUAGGAUGUCAGACUUAUAUAAAGCUUGCAAUAUAAGGCUCUAUGUACAUGAAAAAAAAUCUCUUUCUGAAAAUAACAUGAUUAAUUGUAUGAAGUGAUAUUUUAACAAAAUUGAUUCUCAUUUUCCUACAGUUGCUCAAAAUAAUGUUCUUUACAAUAGUAUAUAUGUAUAUAAUCUACUAUUUUGUCCAAGGUAUUGUUUCAUACAAAAGACAACUGGUAUUGUCAGAAAUUGAUUUUUGAAGUUGUACAAUGUUGUGCUGUGAAACGGGUCUGGUCUUGGGUAAUGAUUUGAUAAGAUAGGUGCAAGAGUGUAUCAGUACUUAGCCAGUAAGGACAUACCAACUAUCACUGAGAAUUUGUGUAUUUGCCAAAAUAGGAAGGACAGUUUACCACUACGUGCCUCCAUAAUGCAGAGAACAUUACUGAAAUAUUUUUUGAAUGAUGUUCUACAAUGGAAUAUUAAUUCUUAUGCAAGCCUAUUAGCUGAUUAGUGACUCCCAAAUGCACUUCACAUAUGAGACUUUGGGUCAGCUAAUAUUUCCUCAGUGGUUUGGCAAUAUUACUUGCACAGUUUAUUUGUAGGGACCUUCUACUGUUUGUAUUUUUGAAAAUCCUGUAAAAAGAUCAAAUUUUCAUGAAGUAGUAAAGCUAAGGGACUAGCCUGGAUCAUUUCUGAUAACAAUAUGAGAGAAUUCCAUAAUUUCUUCUAUAUUUGACAGGUGCAGUAAGAAACAUUUCUUAUUUUACCUCUCACAAUAAAAAAAUCAUACUUUUUUGCUGGUAUAUUCUGAAUAGUUAUAACGGUAAAUGUUCCUAAGAUGCUAUUAUCAACCACAAAUUUUCAAAGAAUUUAAUAUUACCCUUAGAGACUGGUUCAAUGUAUUUCCAAUAACUAACAGGCUUGCCAGCUAAGUUACUAAAAGGUCAGUUAUGUACAGGUACAGUGUUAUGUCUAUGCCAUCAGCAGUACCCUACAUCCUUUUAUUAUGACACACACUCAGGUACAGGUAAUAAAUUUAAGAACAGAGAAAAUAAAGCGCAAUUCAAUUGAAUUGAUUUUUUGGAUAUCUUUUGUGGGAUAAGACUAAGAAAAAGGCCAAGAAAUUAUCAAUAUAUUUGUAUGGAGACUAUUUAUUAUUUAUAAUGAUCAUGUUUGUUCUUAAGAAAGCCUUUUUAGCUUGCAAGACAAAUACGUCAUUGUUCAUGUUAAAAAACUGACAUUUAUGUUUCAUUAUUGGAUUUCUGUCAACUUGAAAGUACAGUUUGAAGGAACUUACUCGAGUUCUUUAAAACACAAUUCAUAUUGAAUUUGGUGGACCAAGUAUUUUGCUAAAGUAUUGAUCAGUGCUAUUUUGUUUCAUGCUAUAUAUGUGAAAGAGAUUUGUGAAAAUAUGAAGGGAAAUAUGAUCCUUCUCAUAUUUGCUCUCCAGAUAUUAAUAAUUUGUUCAAAUAAUACUAGCGUAACCCUUGCGAACCUUAUAAAUCAUAGUUUUAAAAGUAGAGCUUUAGAGCUUUGUAUUGGAUGGCCAGCUCAUGAUCUAUACGUUAGAACAUUAUUAGUCGUGAAUCAUGCCUGAUUUAACAUUUAAAAAUUACUAGGUGUUGAAAUUAAAUUUCACCAAAAAUCAAAUCGCUUCAAUUAUUUCAUGAAAUAUUAUUUCUGUCUCUAAUCUUUGAAGUUAAUUUUACAUACAUUCUGAGUGGCUGCUUGUAUCUUGAAUCCCAGAAGAGCUAAAUCUCCAAAAGUGUAACACAAGGUUAAAUAUGGACUCAUUUUAUAGAAUACUGCUUAAGAAACGUAACUUGGGGCCUCACCAUUGUGUCUCACCAUUUCUCCAGCCGUUCCCACCUGGGGGACAUCAGGCCUAGGACAAGCUGUUUUUUUAAGUUAUGCACAAUUAUAAAAAGUUUUGUGGUAAUAUGGUCUCAAUGUCAUAGUAAACUUUAAUAUUUUUCAUCUUAAAUAUCUCUGAUGCAGGAGUAGGAAGUAAUUAUCUGUCCACAAAAUGAUAAUUAGAACAUUUGGUAUCUGAUAAGUAGAACACUUAUUGUUAUGUAUAUUACACUAAAGGAUAGAUGAUGGUUUUCUCAUUAUUUUAUAAGAAACCAUUGAUAAGUGUUCUACUAAUUUUGUGUGUGUGUGUGUGUGUAUAUAUAUAUAUAAAAUACACUCAUUGUUCAUGUUAAGGUUGCUGAUCUUUCCAAUGUAAAACAAAUUGUAAAUUUUUAUUAUAUGCUGUGUUUGAUAAACUGAGUAAAAUUAUUCUAAUGUCUGGAGAGCACACUAAUCUUGAGGCCUUUUACAAAAUAUUACAAAUGCCUGAUAAUGUAUCAUGAAAAUGCUGAUAGAAUAUUUAGUUAUUUAUGCAGUUUCAGAUAUAAGUGAUAGUAAUCUUUAACUGAAGUCAGUUAAUUUUAAUUCUCUCAAGUACAUUUAAUACAGUUUUAGAUUUUCAUUCUCUGUUUAUGAAUGCAGAAUGGUUAUGCUGUAAUGUAAGGGAGCAUUUCAUUGCCUGACAAUACUAAGGUUCCUAUAUGAAAGACUACCAUUGAGAAACUACCUCAAACAAAUAUAUAAUAAACCAUUUUUUUCUAGAAAAGUACAAGAAUGUAAUUUAGUUUUUUUAGAUUAUAGGAUACUUUCAUUUCACUGUUGUAAUUACUAAACUCUGGUAUCUCUAUGUGCAUUCUUAUGGGUUAGAAUGAAUAAUCCUAAAUGUAUGUCAUGAGAAAGCAACUAAUGUUCAUGUGACUGUUCAACAUAAACUUCUGUGUUUUAAUUUUUAUUGAAAAUUUCAUUUUUAUAAUUAUGAUUGAAGUUUUGGUAGUCAAGAGUGUGUGAGAAAAUAAAAAUGCAUUUAUUAAGAAGGUAUCAUUUAGCAAAUAAUGAUAAAUAAGACUGGUUAUCAAAGAUAAUUGGAAAUAUUAUGCCAAGGAAUCUCUAUUCAUAGAUCCGAGUCAGUUUCAUAAAUGUAAGUGAGAAAUUAAAUGUAGUACCUUAGUUCUUCAUAUUUUUUAGUUGAGAAUCUCAGUGCACUACAAUGCAAAUAUUCCUCCGUAUCUUAUUUCCAAACACAGAAUCUGUACUUUUUUGUUGGGCAGUUAAAAAUUAAUCAAGUGAACUUUAAAAAGUUUUAGAAGAAUGAAAUCUAUACCUUCAUCUUCUAUCUAAAACUUCUUGUAGUGUCAACACAGUAUUUAUUUACUUUUUAUAUAUUUUCCAUAUUCAUAAUGUGGCACAAGUGUAACUAAUAUUUUGUUACCUCAGUACCAUAAACUUGUAAUCUAAAUUUCAAUGUCCUAGGCAUUGUUUCCGUACUUCUUUAGUGAUUAAUAUAAUUUAAAACAAAUGUUUUUGAAGACGAUUUCCUACCCUCAGAUUAGCUUAUUUAGUCAUAUUUUAAAGAAAUCGUACAGUAAAAUACCAUUUGCAUAUUUUAAAUCAGGGUAAAAAUGUUACCAACCAGUAUCACUAAACAUCUAUAAAAUAGCUUCUUGUAAUGUUUCAUCAUUACUAUGUACAAUUAAGAAUCUCAGGGAUACAUCUAUAGAAAUGUUAUUUUCAUACACAAGCAGUUCUCUACUAUACAUUAUCCAAUAAACAUCAAUUAUUGUACAGAAAUAAUUGUUUUAGAAUAAAUUGAAUAAAAUAUUUUGAUGCA